AUGACUUUAGAUAGUACCAAUCUGCAUCUGUUUUACAUUAACAACUAUAUAAAAUUUGCAUGGAUUAUAAUAUCAUCUAAGAAUAGUAAUUUAGCAACGAUUCAAAAAUUUCAAGAAUUCAAUAGAAAGUAUGGAAAUUUUAUAAGGAAGUUAAUUGAAAAUAGUCAACUUACUCGUUCAAAUUUGAUUAUAAGUUUGUACUACUUAUAUAAGUACUAUAAUUAUAAUGGCAUUUUGAAUCACAACUCACAACCUUUCAAGGAUUCCGAUUCUGAAGAAUUAAAUGUUUCUAUUGACUAUUCAUUAAUAAUUAAUUUAAUCAUUGUCAGUUUGAUUUUAUCAAAUAAAUGUUUUGAUGAUCAGAGUUAUACAUUGAAGACAUGGUUAAUUAUUAUCAAUAAUACCAUGGGAAAGUCAACUUUGGAUAAUAACCACAACAAAAAAAUUAUUAAAAUAGAUUUGAAAUUAAUAAAUUCCUUGGAAAGUUAUUUCUUAUGUUCUGUCAAUUACAGUUUAAGUUUUAUCAAAUUAUCAAAAGAUUACAACUUCUGGAAUAUACUAUCAAGUAGUCAUGUUUUUAAAUUAUCUACUUCGAUAAUAAGUAAAUUUAAGGCUCUCGUUGAGUUAACUGUGCAUGAACCUGCCAGUGCAAUUAUUGCCAAAUCCCAAUCAUUAUUGCAUGAACAGCCAAUAUUAUUAACUCCAGGUAGUGAAAUUCAUAAAUCACCAUUAUCCGCCACACCAUUAGCAACACCAAUAUCUAAGAAGUCAACCGCUACCAUGGGCCAACUCCCCCUCCCUCUUCCAAUUGUCACAGUGUCUCCGUUGUCGUCAACAUGUUGUACUCCAUUAACUCCAUUAACUCCAUAUUCUGACGUUAAGAGAAGAAAAUUACCUUUACACCAACAACUCUAUACUUAUUCAUUUAAACAUCAUUAUAAGGCUCCUAUUCAACCUUUAUUCCAUCAAUUCACAAUGUUGCCUCAAAUUCAACCCCAGGGUCCUCCUAUGUUAGCAAGUUCUGUACCUCAAUUUCAAAACGAAUCUCAACAACAUCCUCAACAACAAUUUCAGCUUCCUAUUCAUCGUCCACAGCUUCCAUCUCAAAGUCUUGGACAACAGGCUUCGUUUAUGCAACAAAUUUACUCUUUACCUUCACAGCCAUCGUUAAAUCAAUUUGAAUGGUAA
This is a messenger RNA of Scheffersomyces amazonensis, 1188 nucleotides long. RefSeq lists its product as uncharacterized. The transcript has a single exon. The record is from RefSeq and is a predicted model, not a curated record. NCBI's taxonomy places the organism in Eukaryota, Fungi, Ascomycota, Pichiomycetes, Serinales, Debaryomycetaceae. The coding region runs from base 1 to 1188 and encodes 395 amino acids.